Molecule: messenger RNA, 2630 nt
Organism: Otolemur garnettii (small-eared galago)
Lineage: Eukaryota; Metazoa; Chordata; Mammalia; Primates; Galagidae
Gene: KCTD10
Product: potassium channel tetramerization domain containing 10
Exons: 7
Coding region: 106-1056 (316 amino acids)
Biological process (GO): protein homooligomerization; proteasome-mediated ubiquitin-dependent protein catabolic process; protein ubiquitination
Cellular component (GO): Cul3-RING ubiquitin ligase complex
Molecular function (GO): ubiquitin-protein transferase activity; protein binding
Source: RefSeq, a predicted model, not a curated record
GGAAGUUCCCGCCCCGGCCCCGCCCCUGCCCCUGGCUCGCGUAAAUUGGGUAUUUCCUGCCUCUCUCAGUCCGGGUUUGGAGACUCGGGCGUCCUCCGACUUUUCAUGGAAGAGAUGUCAGGAGAAAGUGUGGUGAGCUCAGCGGUGCCAGCGGCUGCUACCCGCACCACUUCCUUCAAGGGCACAAGCCCCAGCUCCAAAUACGUGAAGCUGAAUGUGGGUGGAGCCCUCUACUAUACCACCAUGCAGACGCUUACCAAACAGGACACCAUGCUGAAGGCCAUGUUCAGUGGGCGCAUGGAAGUGCUCACCGACAGUGAAGGCUGGAUCCUCAUUGACCGGUGUGGAAAGCACUUUGGUACGAUUCUUAACUACCUUCGAGACGGAGCAGUCCCCUUGCCUGAGAGCCGCCGUGAGAUCGAGGAGCUACUAGCAGAAGCCAAGUACUACCUAGUCCAGGGCCUGGUGGAAGAGUGCCAGGCAGCCCUACAACAGAACAAAGAUACUUAUGAGCCUUUCUGCAAGGUUCCUGUGAUCACCUCAUCCAAGGAGGAACAAAAACUUAUAGCAACCUCAAAUAAGCCAGCCGUGAAGUUGCUCUACAACAGAAGUAACAACAAAUACUCAUAUACCAGCAAUUCUGAUGACAAUAUGUUGAAAAACAUUGAACUGUUUGAUAAGCUGUCUCUACGUUUUAAUGGAAGGGUCCUGUUCAUAAAGGAUGUAAUUGGGGAUGAAAUCUGCUGCUGGUCCUUUUAUGGACAGGGCCGCAAGAUUGCUGAAGUCUGUUGUACCUCCAUUGUCUAUGCCACUGAGAAGAAACAGACCAAGGUUGAGUUCCCUGAAGCCCGGAUUUAUGAGGAGACCCUGAACAUUUUGCUGUAUGAGGCCCAGGAUGGCCGAGGACCUGACAAUGCACUCCUGGAGGCCACAGGCGGGGCGGCUGGGCGCUCUCACCACCUGGAUGAGGAUGAAGAACGGGAACGGGAAAGAAUUGAGCGUGUGCGACGGAUCCACAUCAAGCGCCCAGACGACCGGGCCCACCUCCACCAGUGAGCAGGCAGGCAGCUGAGCCACCGUCCUCCUGCCACCCCUUCCCUCCCUACCAUGCUACACUCAGAUCCUAUGCAGGCUCCCAGGCACCUUCCACCUCCUCUGGAGCCUGGAGGUCCUUUUGUAACAAGCCAGAUAAUUAUUUUGAUACUUCCUGACAAGAUGAAUUGGUUGUCUCAACCCAGGUCUAUGCAGCCCUAUUUUUGAGCAAGCUGUCUGAGGUCUCUACUUUUCAUGAGACUCCAGGAACCUCUGGAGCCAGGCUUUCUUGGUUCUUGGAGGAAAAGCAUGAAUGAGUGUAAAGUAGCUGUGAGACUUUGUUUGCGGUAUUUAUUUUUGUGAGUGUUGACUACCUAUUUGGGCUUCUUGGGUGAUACUCCCUUAAGGUUCUGUGUGACUGUUCUGAGAGGAGUUCUGUGGUUGGUGGCCACAGGGGUAUCUGAGCUACCUACUGCAUAUAUCCUAACCCUCCAGCGCCCUGGCUCCCAGUUCCUGUUGCCAGACACAAUCCCCACAGCUUUGCUAGAUGUUCAUUCUGCCAUGUGGUUUUUUUGUGCCUAGUCCGUCUUGAUAAUUGCAGGUCACAGCAGUAGAAAUCUGAUCUAGUAAGCCUCUAAGAUGUUACUAGUGUAGCUUUGGGUGCAGAGCUUUCCUUAAGGAGCAAGACUUUUGCUGUCUUGACUAGUGUUUGACUGGGACACUAGUGUCUGCCUAGGAGCAGAGUGUUCCUGGCAGUGAGUAUUCAGCUCUGCUCCUGGCUCCUGCCUCCUGCAGUUGCUCUCCUUGUUGACCUGCUCAGUUCUAGUAAGGCCAUCUGACCCCCAGACAGGGGUAGCUCACUAACUACCUUGAUCGGCAUCUUCCUCAUGAAGCUGGGUUUACUGCGGCAAACAGAUGCCCUGCCCUUUGCUUAGAAAUUCAGUGUGGCCCAGAUUCUUUGUCUUCCCCUCUGGCAUCCAAGCAGGGACCCCAGCACCAGCCCCCACUGCUUGGAGAUACCCUUCUUGUCUUUGCCUCUGAUUCUUACACAGUAUAGGAUAGCCAGCAGUGUACAGGUUGAGAGAAUGUGCAGACAUCUUUGGGUCUGGAUUGUGUCUGUGUUUCCAUUUGUGUUAAGGGAAGUGUGCUACUGUUGACGGGGGAAUGUGUGCUUGUGAGGCACGGGCAGCCUGUGCCGGAGCCUGGCUGGCCGCAGGCUGCUCGUGGAGGACAGAUGUUCUCAGUUACCUACCUCCCAGCUCCUCUUUGCCUGCAAAGGACCAGAAGUGAGUUGUGACUGAUAGUGGGUUGUUGAGACUAGAGUAGGUAGAGUAGUUACAAGGAGAUGUGAAUGCAUGUCGAGUGAUGGAUGUGUUUGUCUGCUUAUCAAGGGAAUCGUUACCGUUUUAUACCAAAGGUAUUAACAUGGGUAGCCUUUGACACAUGUAUUCCAAAAAACGAGUUUAUAUUUUGAAACGGUUUUUACAGCAUAGACUUUGUAUGUCCUGCCCUGCCCCGCCUGUGACAGUUCUAUGCCUUUAUUUUGUAUCUGGCAGCAAAGCCUACAAUAAAACUGUAAAACAGUCAUGACUGAACGU